AUAAUUUCGAAUCUAGCCCCUUCAAACCCUAAAACCCUCUCAUCAAAAGGCAAUUGUAGAACACCUUUUCCCUGUUAUUGCGGGUAGCAGCAAAGGGUUUAUUUAGGGUUUAAGCAAAGCAAUGGGAGCAGAGAAAGGAAAGAAGCAGAGAUCGGAAGAGGUGGAGGAAGAAAGGAAUGGAGCGGACGUCGUCGACGUAGAGCUCGUUCAGACUAUUGAAAAGCUUCAGUCAAUUCAAGACGAUCUUGAUAAAAUCAAUGAAGAAGCAAGUGAAAAAGUACUGGAGCUGGAGCAGCAGUACAAUGUGAUCCGGAAGCCUGUCUAUGAUAAGCGGAAUGAUGUCAUCAAGUCGAUUCCUGAUUUCUGGCUAACUGCAUUUAUGAGUCAUCCUGCCCUCUCUGAGCUCUUGACUGAGGAAGACCAAAAGAUUUUCAAGUAUCUGGAUAAUCUUGAAGUGGAAGAUUUCAAAGAUGUGAAAUCUGGUUACUCCAUCACUUUCAUGUUCAAACCCAAUCCACAUUUUGAAGAUGCUAAGCUCACAAAGACCUUCAGUUUCCUCGAGGAGGGAGUAACAAAGAUCACUGCAACUAAUAUAAAAUGGAAAGAAGGCAUGGGCAUUCCUAAUGGUGUUUCUGAGGAGAAGAAAGGGAACAAGCGAUCUCUUGCUGAUGAAAGCUUCUUUUCCUGGUUUACUGAGUCUGAGUUUAAGGGUGACAUGUAUGAAAUUAAUGAUGAGGUGGCAGAUAUAAUCAAGGAUGAAUUGUGGUCCAAUCCCCUUACAUUUUUUAAUAAUGAGGCUGAAGAGGAUAUGGACGAAGAUGACGAGGGCAGUGAUGAUGGUUCUGGAGAUGAUGAUGAUGACGACGAGGAAGAUGCUGAAGCCUGAGACAGUGGGCGAAGCAACUCAAAUUUUUCCAAAAACUUAAGUUCGUGGGUUUUUUACUUGUUUCUAUAAUAGUUUCGUGAAAAGGCUUAUAGUUUCCCAAGUAUGUGAUAGGUAGCAGAAAUUCGACUUUGACACCAUACUAACCUUUGGUAUCUUGUGAGUCCAUCCUCAUAUAAGGUCGAAGUUAUUUAUGCUGUUUUAGAUCGUUAACUAAGGAUGUAACCUUAUGAAUGGUGGAUUUAGUUUCACUCUAAUGACAUUGUGAAAAUAUAGCAAGUUUUUUUUAGUGUAA
This is a messenger RNA of Salvia splendens (bonfire salvia), 1178 nucleotides long. RefSeq names its product NAP1-related protein 1-like. Bases 122 to 886 code for a protein of 254 amino acids. Gene Ontology annotation, cellular component: nucleus. The transcript has 11 exons. Gene Ontology annotation, biological process: nucleosome assembly. NCBI's taxonomy places the organism in Eukaryota, Viridiplantae, Streptophyta, Magnoliopsida, Lamiales, Lamiaceae. The record is from RefSeq and is a predicted model, not a curated record.